UGGAAAAUGCAAAUAAAAGUGACUGUUACUCUGAACAAGAUAUGUAUAAUGAGUUGGUCAAAUUAGCUGAUAAAGGAGAAUUAGAUAGAUAUAAAAUUCCAAAAGUACAAACAAUUAAAGGAUGGAUAAGCAGAUAUUCUAGGCAGGUGAAAAAAGAGGCGGCUGAAAAGGCUUCAGAAAACCAUGAAGAAGUUUCUGAAAGUAAUAAAAGACUGAAAAUGUAA
Funneliformis caledonium is the source of this 224-nucleotide messenger RNA. NCBI's taxonomy places the organism in Eukaryota, Fungi, Glomeromycota, Glomeromycetes, Glomerales, Glomeraceae. The record is from the annotation of a GenBank genome assembly.